This is a messenger RNA of Periconia digitata, 741 nucleotides long. The record is from the annotation of a GenBank genome assembly. Lineage: Eukaryota; Fungi; Ascomycota; Dothideomycetes; Pleosporales; Periconiaceae.
ACCGUUCGAAAUCAGCUUUCAGAAGGUGUAAACGGCUUUCUGGAGAUGCACAAGAUGCACUUUCUCUGUCUGCACGGGAAGGGCACAAAUAACAAGGUCUUUGAGGCGCAAACAGCUGCCCUUCGCUACGCUAUCAAUUCCGAUCAGCACCACACCUACGACUUCGCAGAAGGGGCACUCGAAACCACCAUGGAAGAAUCAAUCCGCGAUCUGUUCCCUGCAACAUCCUCAUACUACUCCUACUUUGAUCUAUCCACACCGAGCAGCAUGGUCAAGGUUCUCCGGGACCUCGAGAGGUUCAUCGUAGCCGAAGGCCCGUUCGACGGCGUGCUCGCCUUUUCACAGGGCGCGGCCGUCGCAGCGACAUUGAUGGCCCAGCGCAUGAAACGCGACGCCGCUCAGGAAAGACUUAGACCCGUGUUCAAAUGUGCCGUAUUUGUCGGCGCGGCAGCACCGUGCGAUCCCAUAGAGCUAGAGGAACAUGGCCGCGUGCGCGUGUUGGAUGCGGCAGUCGAUGGCGAGGUUAUUGAGGUGCCGACGGCGCAUAUCUGGGGCGAACAGGAUGCCUCACUGUAUCCGCAGCUCCUGGCGGGGCUGUGCAGAGCGGAGGGGAGGAAUGUCUAUGUUCAUGAGGGUGGGCAUGCGAUCCCCGGGUCGCAGACGGAUGAGGCUCUCGCAGGGAGCGUGAGGGUGGUCAAGCGGUGCAUUGCCAUGGCGCAAUAUGGUCAGGUACCUAGGUAG